Molecule: messenger RNA, 594 nt
Organism: Pseudogymnoascus verrucosus
Lineage: Eukaryota; Fungi; Ascomycota; Leotiomycetes; Thelebolales; Thelebolaceae
Exons: 1
Coding region: 1-594 (197 amino acids)
Source: RefSeq, a predicted model, not a curated record
AUGGAACAACCACGCCAAUACAUAAUCCAACUAUCCGGCCUCCCCGGCUCCGGCAAAAGCACCAUCGCCCACCGCCUCGCCCGCUCCAUAGACGGCAUAGUAAUAAACCACGACCUCCUCAAAUCCUUCUUCCUCGACACCUCCGCAUCCACCUCUACCUCCACCGCCACCAGCCUCGACCAAGCCGCCAAGCUCGCCUACACGCUCGACUGGAUCCUCGCCGAGGACCUCCUCAAGCAAGGCCGCAGCGUCAUCAUCGACAGCGUGUGCAACUACACCACGCUGAUCGAGAAAGGUGUAGAAUUAGCGGAGAAGUUCGGCUGCGAGUAUCGCUUUGUGGAGUGUAGGGUGCAGGAUGUGGAGGUGUUGGAUAGGAGAUUAAAGGGGAGAGUAGCGAUGAGGAGUCAGAGGACGGGGAUUGAUGCGCCGCCGGUGGAUGCGGAGGGGGUGGGGGAGGGGAGUGUGGAUCAUCGCGAGGUGCUGAGGAGGAAGUUGGAGAAUCCGGUGCGUCCGGGUAGUGGUGCUAUUGUUGUGGACUCGAGUGGGAGUACGGAGGAGUGUGUGGAGGAGAUUUUGAGGAGGAUUGUGCUUUGA